GUCCGCUGCUGUUAGGGGGAAGUAGGGAGACCUAGUGCCCGGGCGUCAGAGACCCCCCCUGCCCCGGGACAGGCAGGGUCGGGGUUCGUCACGUGUGUAGUAUUGGUGAUGAGCGAUGGGGUAUGAUGUAAGUCGAUUCCAGGGGGAUGUUGACGAAGAUCUUAUUUGCCCCAUUUGCAGUGGGGUCUUGGAGGAGCCAGUACAAGCUCCUCACUGCGAGCACGCAUUCUGCAAUGCCUGCAUUACCCAGUGGUUCUCUCAGCAACAAACCUGUCCUGUCGACCGCAGUGUUGUGACAGUCGCCCAUUUACGCCCAGUUCCCCGCAUCAUGCGGAAUAUGCUAUCAAAGUUGCAGAUUACAUGUGACAACGCAGUUUUUGGCUGUACCUCCAUUGCGCGACUUGACAACCUCAUGUCUCACCUUAGUGACUGUGAACAUAAUCCAAAACGACCAGUGACAUGUAAACAGGGUUGUGGGCUGGAAAUGCCCAAAGAUGAACUACCAAACCACAACUGCAUAAAACACCUUCGCUCUGUGGUGCAGCAGCAGCAGAUACGAAUAGGGGAGCUGGAGAAAGCCGCUGCUGAGAGCAAGCACCAGCUCUCUGAACAGAAAAGGGAUAUCCAGUUGCUGAAAGCCUACACGAGAGCCAUCCGAAGCGCCAAUCCAAACAUACAGAACCUAGAAGAAACUAUAAAGUACAAUGAAAUCCUUGAGUGGGUAAACUCCUUACAGCCAGCACGUGUGACCAGAUGGGGCGGAAUGAUAUCCACACCAGAUGGCGUCCUACAAGCUGUCAUCAAGCGCUCUCUUCUGGAAAGUGGCUGUCCAGCCUCCAUCAUACAUGAGCUUAUUGAGAACACUCAUGAAUGUAACUGGCCACAGGGUCUGGCCACACUUGAGACUAGGCAAAUGAACAGGAGGUAUUAUGAGAACUAUGUGGCCAAACGUAUUCCUGGCAAGCAGGCUGUGCUGGUGAUGGCUUGUGAGAACCAGCACAUGGGGGAGAAUAUGGUGCUGGAACCUGGACUAGUGCUGUUCUUUGCUCAUGGAGUUGAAUAAAUUUAAAGGGACAUCAACCAAUAAACCUGCACUCCAGUUGCGAUUUCAUCAGCUCUAUCUCCAGUAAGAAGCCGCUUCUUAAUACUAAAGUAACCAUGAAUAUCUACUGUCUCCAGACCCAACUAAUGCCUAAUGACUGGGUGCUUAGUGAUAACUUCCAAAAGGAGUAUCUCUAUAAACCUUCGUUUGGGGCUGGUAUUUAUGGAAAUCAAAGAUGCACUAUAAACACAGUUUGCUGCACGGCUGGCCUCCUUGGGUUUGAUACUGGAACGGUUAGGAAAGACUAGAGUUUCAAGAUUAGCUGAAAAAUGGGCAUUUUACAAGAAGGCGGUGUAAAACCACAGUCUCUGAUCACUGGUGUCUGCUAAGACAAUGAUAUCCUGUAACUUGAACCUGAACUCGUGCAGACUCAUUUGGACUUGGAUCUUGUGGCAGCGGGCUAAAAAGAGAAAGUAGAUAUUUUUUUACUCCCUAUAUAAUUUAGUUCUAUUGAAAAAUUCAGUAUACUUUAGCAGGGUAUAGCUUUCUGUCACAGUAGAUUGAUAUCAGGUUGUUGCACAAAAAUGCACUCAUGAAACCAAAAUAAAGCAGGUCACCAAUGCCAUAUAGUUACACGUUCAAUGUGUCACAUGUCAAAUACCACAAUAUGUCCUCAAUAAAUGGAAAUGUUUGUGAUUGCAGAAUAGUCUAGUGUUGGGCAUAUACUGUUAUUUACAGAACAUGUAUAUUAUUUCCUGCCGUUUUUUGUUUUUUUUUGUAACUUAUAUUUUUAUUUGUUUUCACAAUAAAAUACAAAUACAACAAUUAU
Xenopus laevis (African clawed frog) is the source of this 1871-nucleotide messenger RNA. It is a transcript of the gene rnf41.L, whose product is annotated as ring finger protein 41 L homeolog. Lineage: Eukaryota; Metazoa; Chordata; Amphibia; Anura; Pipidae. The record is from RefSeq and is marked provisional. Gene Ontology annotation, molecular function: ubiquitin protein ligase activity. Gene Ontology annotation, biological process: protein ubiquitination; regulation of canonical NF-kappaB signal transduction.